AUGUUCAUAUCAACAAAGAGCCCUAAAGGAAACAUCUUCCUGGAAGCCUGUAUGGGAGUGGUGCAGAACAAUCGUGUGCGGAGGUUUGCGUUCGAGCUGAAGAUGCAAGAUAAGAGUGGCUAUGUUCUGGCUGCAGACUCUGAGAGCGAGAUGGACGACUGGAUCAACACCCUCAACAAAAUCCUCAAACAGCCAACUUUGAGCGCCGCCAUGCAGGACAAAAGGAACGGAGACUUACACGACGAUGAUGAUCAGGCGAAAAGCGAUCACUCCUCUAGCAGUAUGGACAGUUUUCAGAGUGCCAGAGACAUCGAGAGCAAGAUGAGAAAUGAGACACGGCUAAAACUCUUUACCCUGGACCCAGACUUACAGAAACUGGAUUUCUCCGGGAUCGAGCCUGAUGUGAAGCCCUUUGAGGAAAAGUUCGGGAAGCGAAUCUUGGUGAACUGUAAUGACCUGUCCUUCAACCUGCAGAGCUGUGUGGCGGAAAACGAAAGACGGGUCCAACUCACUAACGUUACUUUACUCUUAAACGAAGAGGGUCCAACCACUAACACGUUUGUUAUGUGGCUGCUGCCUCCGUCAGGAGCUCAGAACAGCACCGCAGCGCCAGACAGUCCACAAGCAGCACAUCCGACAGCCAGCAGCCUCACAGACAGCGCCAUUCAGUUUCCACGACAGGGCGUGUUUUCGGUGACCUGUCCGCACCCUGACGUCUUCUUGGUCGCUCGGAUAGAGAAGGUCUUACAGGGUGGAAUAGCACAUUGCGCCGAGCCUUAUAUGAAGAACUCAGACUCUGCUAAGGCUGCUCAGAAGGUUUUAAAGAGCGCUAAGAUGGCCUGCAGCCGGCUGGGUCAGUACCGAAUGCCAUUUGCGUGGGCCGCUAGGCCGCUGUUUAAGGACGCCUCCGGGACAGUGGACAAGAGCGCUCGAUUCUCGGCUCUCUAUCGACAGGACGGCAACAAGCUCUCCAACGAGGACGUGUUCAGACUGCUGGCAGACUUCAGGAAGCCAGAAAAGAUGGCCAAGUUGCCUGUGAUUCUGGGUAAUUUGGAUGUGACGGUUGAUAACGUCGCACCAGAUCUGACUAAUUGUGUCACGGCCUCCUAUCUUCCUCUUCAUCAGACAGAAGUUGUGGACCGGAGCAGGGUGGUGUUUGAGGUGGAGGAAUUUGUGCCGUCUAUCGCUAAAUACUCCCAGCCUUUCACAAUUUACAACAACCACCUGUACGUGUAUCCACGCCAUCUCAAAUACGACAGCCAGAAGAGCUUCACCAAGGCCAGAAACAUCGCUCUGUGUCUGGAAUUCAGAGAUUCGGAUGAAGAGGACGCUGUCCCUCUGAAGUGUAUAUACGGGCGUCCAGGAGGCCCUCUGUUCUGUAAGAAAGCGUUUGCUGCGGUCUUACACCACCAGCAGAACCCAGAGUUUUAUGAAGAGUUUAAGAUAGAGCUGCCGGCUCAGCUGACGGACAGACAUCAUCUUCUGUUCACUCUCUAUCACAUCAGCUGUGACAGCAACAGCAAAGCCAGCACUAAGAGACGAGAACAGGUGGAGACACAAGUGGGUUAUGCGUGGCUCCCCUUGUUGAAGGAUGGCAGAGUCAUUAUGAAUGAACAGCAGGUGGCAGUGGCUGCAAACCUGCCAUCAGGUUACCUGAGUUACCAGGACAACAGCAGCAAGCAGCACACUGGUCAAGAGGUGAAGUGGGUGGAUGGUGGGAGGCCGCUGCUCAAAGUCUCCACACAGCUGGUGUCCACUGUAUACACACAGGAUCAACAUCUGCAUAACUUCUUUCAUCACUGCCAGAGUAUUGCAUCCACAGGCCUGUCAGAAGGAGAACUGAUCAAAUACCUGAAGAGUCUGCAUGCCAUGGAGGCUCAUGUGAUGGUGAAGUUCCUCCCAACCAUACUGAACCAGCUGUUUCGCGUGCUCACCAUCUCCAGUCAGGAUGAUGUUGCUGUGAACGUCUCCAGGGUGAUGAUUCACGUCGUGGCUCAGUGUCAUGAAGAGGGUCUGGAGCAUCACUUGCGUUCUUAUGUAAAGUAUGUUUUGAAGGCGGAGACAAACUUAACCAAUGGUAAAACUGUCCACGAGGAACUGGCAAAAGCCAUGACCACCAUCCUGAAACCCUCCACUGACUUCCUCACCAGCAACAAACUGCUGAAGUACUCCUGGUAUUUCUUUGAGGUUUUAGUCAAGUCUAUGGCUCAGUACCUGAUUGAGACCGGCAAGGCCAAGAUGUCUAGGAGCCAGCGUUUCUCAGCUUCAUUCUAUCACUCUGUGGAGACCUUGGUGACCAUGCUGAUGCCUCAUAUCACACAGAAAUACAAGGACAACCUGGACGCAACACGAAACGCCAAUCACAGCCUUGCUGUCUUCAUCAAGCACUGUUUCACCUUCAUGGACAGAGGGUUCAUCUUCAAACAGAUCAACAACUACAUCAACUGCUUCAUGCCCGGAGACACGAAAACGCUGUAUGAGUUUAAGUUUGAGUUUCUGAAGGUGGUCUGUAAUCAUGAGCACUACGUUCCUCUCAAUCUGCCCAUGCCAUUCGGGAAGGGCCGAAUCCAGCGCUUUCAAGAUCUUCAGCUGGACUACUCUUUAACUGAUGAAUUCUGUAAGAAUCACUUCCUGGUGGGGCUGUUGCUGAGGGAAGUGGGCGGAGGCCUGCAGGAGUUCAGAGACAUCCGUCAGAUCGCUGUACAGGUGCUGAAGAACCUGAUGAUCAAACACGCCUUUGACGAUCGCUACUCCUCCAAGGGUCAGCAGGCUCGCCUGGCUACGCUGUACCUGCCUCUGUUCAGUCUGCUGCUGGAAAACGUCCACAGGCUCAACAUCAAAGAGGCGUCUCCUGUCACCAACCAGAUUAACGUUAAUGGCCGUGAUGAUCAUGUAAUGAUGACACCUACAAAAAAUGUGGCCAGUCCAGUGGACAGCAGCCUGCAGAAAGAGGUGUUUGGAGUGAUUUCAGGAACAGUCUCUCCUCACACUCCGACCGUGAGCUCCGUACGGCACACUGACUCACGCGCCUCUCUUAUCAGCACGGACUCUGGGAACGGCCUAUCAGAGCGCAGCAUUGACAAGCCACUCCCCCUAGACAAGCGGGAGAGUUUCACUCGCCGUCACUCUGCCAGCAUGCUACGUUUCUUUACUGACUCAGAGGAGACGUCUCUCUCUGCACGUCUCAAACGCCAGACCAUGGACUUCUCUCUGCUGUCUACACCAACUGAGCAACACACGCACCCUACACAAUGUCAUAUCGCUGGGGUUCUGGGCAGCUCUUUGCUCCGCUGUGACCAAAAUGGACCAAUCUGAAGUGAAGAACAUAUUAAUGUGCUUCCUGCAUAUGUUA
Messenger RNA from Cyprinus carpio (common carp), 3352 nucleotides. RefSeq names its product dedicator of cytokinesis protein 9-like. Gene Ontology annotation, biological process: small GTPase-mediated signal transduction; positive regulation of GTPase activity. Lineage: Eukaryota; Metazoa; Chordata; Actinopteri; Cypriniformes; Cyprinidae. The transcript is spliced from 31 exons. Gene Ontology annotation, molecular function: guanyl-nucleotide exchange factor activity. Bases 1 to 3315 code for a protein of 1104 amino acids. The record is from RefSeq and is a predicted model, not a curated record.